Messenger RNA from Ziziphus jujuba (common jujube), 1245 nucleotides. Its product is annotated as probable disease resistance protein At1g58390. The record is from RefSeq and is a predicted model, not a curated record. NCBI's taxonomy places the organism in Eukaryota, Viridiplantae, Streptophyta, Magnoliopsida, Rosales, Rhamnaceae. The transcript is spliced from 2 exons. The coding region runs from base 1 to 1245 and encodes 414 amino acids.
AUGGGAGGAUCGCAAAAUGUCGAAUCCAUGAUCUAUUGCGUGAAAUCAUACUUCUCAAAUCGAAAGAUCAAAAUUUUAUGUCCAUCAUCAGUGAACAAAGCAGCUCUGCCUGAAAAGGUUUGGCGACUAUCAAUACAUAAACCAUUGGAAAAUGUUGGCGGAGGGCAUGACUUACAUAGCUUGCACUCUCCGUUCUAUUUUGGAGCAAAAGAUGACUCCAUUUCUAACUUCUCAAUGUCCAUCUUUUUCAAUAAUGGCUUAAGGUUUCUUAAGGUGUUAGACUGCAGGGAAGCACCUUUAAAUACAUUUCCAAAGGAGAUUCUCAAACUAUACAAUUUAAGGUAUCUAAGCUUGAGAGAUACCAAUGUGAGUUCCAUUCCAAAAUCAAUUGGAAAGCUUCAAAAGCUUAACACAGUAGAUCUUAGAUAUAUUAAUGUUACAGAGCUUCCUGCAGAAAUUUUGCAGCUUAAGCAACUUCGGCAAUUACUUGUUUAUCGUUACGUCCAUAGAUUCACUACAUCUCUUGAGGUCGUUGGUUUCAAGGCCUUAAGAGGUUUAGAAACAUUGUCAUCCUUGCAAAGUCUUUGCUUUAUCGAGGUCAAUCAAGGUGAUUCUAAUUUGAUGAAGUCCCUAGGAGGGCUGACACAGUUAAGGAGGUUAUGCAUUCUAAAGUUGAAAGCAGAAGAUGGAAAUUAUCUAUGCUCGUCCAUUGAGAAACUGAGGUUCCUUCUCUCAUUGUCCUUGAACUCAGUAUCCCCAGAUGAAGUUAUUGAUUUGCAGGACAUGUCAUCACCUCCUCAAUGCCUUCAACGGCUGAUUUUAACAGGAAAAUUAUGCUUGAAAUGGAGUCGUUUACAGGUUGAUCCAUUUGAAUGUCUUCAAGCUUUGCCAAAUUUAGUGCAUAUUGAGCUUGUUGAAGCUUAUGAUGGAGAAACAUUGUGUUUCAAAGCUGAUGGUUUCAAAAUGCUUAAGGUGUUAUUACUAGGGAAAUUUGACAGAUUGAAAAGAGUGACAAUUGAGAGAGGGACAAUGAGUUCUCUUGAGAAACUAAUGUUAAGAGAUUGUAAAUUGUUGGACGAAGUGCCAACAGGGAUUGAAUGCCUUAGCAACCUCAAAGAUCUCGAAUUCAUUGAUAUGUCUAAUGAGUUUCUCAUGAAGCUAAACCAAAGAACUGAUUUGUUGCACAUCUCAACCAUUUUUGUUGGUUAUGAAGCAGACUGGGGACUGGAUGGAUAUUUGAUUUAG